This is a messenger RNA of Scaptodrosophila lebanonensis, 2271 nucleotides long. RefSeq lists its product as uncharacterized. The transcript is spliced from 4 exons. Gene Ontology annotation, molecular function: DNA-binding transcription factor activity, RNA polymerase II-specific; RNA polymerase II cis-regulatory region sequence-specific DNA binding. The record is from RefSeq and is a predicted model, not a curated record. Gene Ontology annotation, cellular component: nucleus. Lineage: Eukaryota; Metazoa; Arthropoda; Insecta; Diptera; Drosophilidae. Bases 598 to 1431 code for a protein of 277 amino acids. Gene Ontology annotation, biological process: regulation of transcription by RNA polymerase II.
UUGCGGUUGUUUCUUCGACUUGUUGUUUGUUGUUAUUAUCGGCGGUCUCUUGCGGUCUUUUACAAGUCGUGGCUCGAAACUCGACGGCUGGCCAACAGACAACUAAUUAGAUGCUGAAGUAUCUGAAGUGCGCGCGUGUGUUGUUUGGCGGGGUGUUGUGAGCGACUUUUGAUUGAAUCGAAAUACACGCCAUAAAAAAUUGAAAAUUAAUAAUUGCGUUAGGCACCACAAACCCAUAGAGCAAUCAAGUGUAAUUAAACCGACUACUGCUAUUAAUUACAUAUUGAAUUUUUGCAUUAAAUCUUGCGCAAGGUGUUGAAGUAUUUGCGCGCAUAAUUAAAAACCAUUUAAAAAAGGGCUAGACUUCAUUAAAAGUGUAGCUGGAAUUUGUGUACGAUCCUAGCCUUAAAAGGAUUACAGCGAUUACGUUGCCGUUUAUCUUCAUCAGUGAGAGUCAGUGGCAAAAUAUUUGCACACACACACACUCACACACACACACACGCAAACAUCAACGCUGCGACAACGACAAAUUGACGAGAAUUAUAAUUAAAACGAUAGCGGAUAUUUGAACUUUUUGGCAGCGUACGAGUUAUAAUUAUGAUGUCACUUCAGAUGCAGCAAACACGUCGCCGCCUUGGCUCGGUCAGUGAUUCAGCACCGCCCUCGGAGUCUAGCGAGGGCACAGCCUCAUCGGAGCACCAUGAGCUCAUGAUGAAUCCGGAGUGGUCGGCACACUCGCAUUCCUCGGCACAGCGUAGCAGCGCACACGGCACCACUUCGCUGUAUAAUGCCUCGGAUAUAGAUGCGGACACCAUCAGCACAGACACGACAAGCAACACAAAUUUGGCCGACUAUGAACGCGGUCAGGUGGAGAGCUUCUUCGGCGGCCUCGGCACCGAGAUAUUCGUGAGUGGAGCUCUGGCCAAUCUGUACGAGGGCACUGGCAACGAUGGGGACUGGCGUUUGGUUUUCACGGGCAUACCCGUCAUAUUGCAUGACAGGGGAAACUCACGGGCACGCGCCAUACCGCGUGUCACGCUGGUAUUGGCCGAGCGCGGCUCAUGCUUUGCCCUCUGGUCCGAUCGCAUCGACAACUUGUCCAAUUAUCGCAUUGCGGGUCCGUCCUUCCACACCAUGUGCCUGUCGACGAAUCAUCAGCAGAUGAUUGGCUUCAGCUUCGACUCCACCGAUGCGGCUCGUGAGCUGUGGCAGCAUGUGGAGCGUUUGGUCAGCGAUCCCGAGAACAUUGCGCUUUCGGCGCCCGGACGCAAGCAGAAGAAGCAGAAGCGCGUGAAGCCCGCCCCCCUGCCGCCCAAGUCCCAGAUAUCGCAUCCGUGCCAGUUCCAUCAUGUGACCAGUGUCGUGAAGGAGGACAGCGAGCGGUAUUACAGCAUGCAGGCCUUCGCACCGCCCCAUCAGCAGCAUCGUUGAGUAGGGUCGGGUGGUGCGUGGAUUUGGAACACGAGCGCCCUCUGGUGGCAGAGUUAGUCUGCCAGCCCUCUCACGCCCUCCGCCCUCCACCCUCACCCUAAGCAGCCACUAGCACUAGUUACUUGUUACGGGCCGGGCUCAAUGAAUACCGGAAUACCAGGCCAGUUAUAGAAUCAUGUGUGGACCCAGAGACGUCCACACCCCAUCUGUGAUACGAUUUUCGAUUUUCGUUCAAUUAAUUUUGACACGCUCGUAAGCGUCUCACAAUUUUAGAGCCAACAUUGGAAAAAUUGAAAAUCAACAAACAACAAAAAUAAAAAAAAACAUACGAGUAUAGUAUAUAUAUUUAAUUAAUAUGCGCAUAUUCAAUAAACUUAGCCACAUAGACAGACAACAGACAACAUAGACAACACGUGUCAAUAAGCAAGGGUUUUAUAACGUUUUCUAAUAUCGAAAAUUAUAUAGAUAUAUAAACGAUAAUACAUAUAUACAUGCAUACAUAUAUACCUAUAAAAUACGCGACAGUUAUAUAUACAUAUAUAUGUUUAAUUAUAGUGUAUUGUGUAUUCGCAUUUGCAUCAUUCGUAAUAUUUAGACAUUUUUAUACCUAAGCUCGUUUUCUUAUCAAAUUUUAACAAAUGUUUUUUAACUCUAAAUCACAAGAACUAUAUAUAUAUAGUAUGUAUAUGUAAUAUACACGAUAUGUGUACAGCUGAUUAUGGCUAUAUAUACACACAUAUGGCUCUAAGAAGUGCUAAACAUUACAACAUACCUAUGUACGUCUUAAUCAUAAAUUUGUAAGCAAGCAAUUCAAAUAAAGCCGAAAGAAAAAAACACAAA